This is a messenger RNA of Pipistrellus nathusii (Nathusius's pipistrelle), 693 nucleotides long. The record is from the annotation of a GenBank genome assembly. Lineage: Eukaryota; Metazoa; Chordata; Mammalia; Chiroptera; Vespertilionidae.
AUGGCUUCAGCUGUGGAGGAGCUACAGAAAGAUCUUGAAGAGGUGAAGGUGCUGCUAGAAAAGGCCACUAGAAAGAGAGUACGUGAUGCUCUCACAGCAGAAAAAUCCAAAAUUGAGACCGAAGUCAAGAACAAGACGCAGCAGAAGUCACCGAGGAAAGCAGAACUUCUUGACAAUGAAAAACCAGCUGCAGUGGUUGCUCCCAUUACAACGGGGUAUACAGUGAAAGUCAGCAAUUAUGGAUGGGAUCAGUCAGAUAAGUUUGUGAAAAUCUAUAUUACCUUAACUGGAGUCCAGCAAGUCCCCAUGGAGAAUGUGCAGGUGCACUUCACAGAGAGGUCAUUUGAUCUUUUGGUAAAGAAUCUAAAUGGGAAGAAUUACUCCAUGAUUGUGAACAACCUUUUGAAACCCAUCUCUGUGGAAGGUAGUUCAAAAAAAGUCAAGACAGAUACAGUUAUAAUCUUAUGUAGAAAGAAAGCGGAAAACACACGGUGGGACUACCUGACGCAGGUUGAAAAAGAGUGCAAAGAGAAAGAAAAGCCCUCCUAUGACACUGAAACAGAUCCUAGUGAGGGACUGAUGAAUGUUUUAAAGAAAAUUUAUGAAGAUGGAGAUGAUGACAUGAAGCGAACCAUUAAUAAAGCCUGGGUACAAUCAAGAGAGAAGCAAGCCAAAGGAGAGACAGAAUUUUGA